AUGAUGCGACGGGCCCCCGAGUGGUUUACGCGUGGACGUGCGCGGGAACGAUUUCAUCAGAUUUGGCCGUGGGCGCUGAGCUGCACCUGCGCCGCCAUGUACUUUAUUAACCGGGAGCCCUUCGAUGAGUUGGCUGCGACGGUGGUAUCGAAGGUGCGGAGGCCACUGCUGAAGACAAUGGAGUGGAUUGAGCUGCACGACGUUGACCCCGAGACGAUGGCGCUUGAGCUCCCGCCUGAUAUGAUAUUUGGUCCACUUGAAUUUCCGAAACAAAUGCGAUUUCUGCUUGCGGCGCUGCGGGCGGACAAUGAACUGGCUGACGGCUACUUGGCGCGUGUGCUGGUGGACCACAUGGAUCUCUCGCUGGAUGUUCCCAUCCUGUCGGAGUCGGAACUUCUGGCAGCCGGUGGACGAGACCUCCUCAACUUCGCCAUCGAUGAUUUUCUCGGCCAGGGGACAAGGAAGAUGCGAAAACAUGUCUUUUUUCAACCAGACGAAUUCCUGCGUCUCAUCAACUUUAUCUCCGUGUACCCAACGCUCACGGAGUACUUCGUGAAGAAGCGGAAUGGUGUGGAGCUGGUUUUUCGCGCUCUUACUCAUAGCCGUGAUGAAUACGCCCGUGUCAUGGCACUUCGAUCCAUCUGCCUGUUUUGCUUCACCCAACGCGAGGAUGGUGAUGUGGAGCGCCGCGUGUUGCAGGCCAACGGCGUCAAACCGAUUGUGGAGGCCUACAAACAAAGCACCGGAGACCCCACAGAUACCCGCUACAUCACGCUCGUGCUUUCGUCUAUCAUGCGGCAUUACCCAAAGGAGGGUGGAAAAGAGUUUCUUGACGCCGACGGUGUGCAGGCCGCCGUUAAUAAUUUGAACAUUUCUCGAUAUAAAGGACUCCCGCAGCAUAUUCGUGUGCUGCACGAUGCACAGCGGCUUCCCCCCGAGGCGUCGGGAAAACAGACGGUAAAUGCCCGUAUUGAGGACGCUGAUUUUAUUCCCGUAGCCAUAGGCGUGUUGGAUGUCUUUCCCGAGUUUUACGAAACUGCCGGCGACAUCCUGAGCCUGCUGGAAGAUAUUGUUCCGUCUCAAACAACGCCACUGAACUUGUUGGAGUAUCGCGCUAUGCCAGUUCUUUCAAAGUUCUUUGUGCGCUGGAAGGAUGACAACUUGUUCCAGACGGACGGGACACGCACGCAGGUGGUGCGGUUGUUUAAGAUGUUACUAGACGACAAGACCUGCCAAAAGUGCUACGAUCCGAGUGUCGCGUCGUACGAGCUGCAGGAAUGUCUUCGCACGGCAAAGGAGGCCAUCCGGGAGGAGGAGGAAGGUGUGGGACACGGCCUCCAGCACGCAGUGAGUUGA
Trypanosoma cruzi is the source of this 1356-nucleotide messenger RNA. RefSeq lists its product as uncharacterized. The record is from RefSeq and is a predicted model, not a curated record. Lineage: Eukaryota; Euglenozoa; Kinetoplastea; Trypanosomatida; Trypanosomatidae. The transcript has a single exon. The coding region runs from base 1 to 1356 and encodes 451 amino acids.